Molecule: messenger RNA, 3239 nt
Organism: Python bivittatus (Burmese python)
Lineage: Eukaryota; Metazoa; Chordata; Lepidosauria; Squamata; Pythonidae
Gene: HTR2B
Product: 5-hydroxytryptamine receptor 2B
Biological process (GO): chemical synaptic transmission; smooth muscle contraction; regulation of behavior
Cellular component (GO): plasma membrane; dendrite
Molecular function (GO): G protein-coupled serotonin receptor activity; neurotransmitter receptor activity
Source: RefSeq, a predicted model, not a curated record
AAGAGGUGGCUGAGUCGUCUGCUACUUUGCUUUUAAGCUCUGAAGCUGGAAGCAUGGAACGAGUCAAUCAACAGAUGAUAUCGGCAGGCUGUGAACGGAGCUAGUGGACACAGAGAAGGCUGUGCAGAGAGGGAACAGGAUGCAAGGAAGGGCUGGGAAGCACUGAGGGACUGAUCAAGUACGUAGAAAUUACUGAACGAAAUGACAGCCGGACAAGGGGAGGGAAGCUUUGAUUCAAGCUGUUCUCCUCCUCCUCUACUUGACACCAGAAAGCAAUCAGCAGCCUCGUCACAAAGUGAAGCUGACCGCACUCCAAAUUUCAGUUGCAAGAGUGAGUGGGUGGCUUUGAAGAAAGCAGGGCAUUUUAAAGACAUUCUAAAAAAUUCAGGGUGUUAUAAACCAGGAGCACGCAGAUACGUGUGACGCUUUGGAGAAACGUCUCCAGUUCAAGUACCAAGAGAACUCUUCUAAAUUCCAGAGAGAGGAAAAAUAAAAUCAAGAGAGAUCUCUUCAAUACAAGUUCUAAAUCUUGAUGCCAUAUGUGAAGACGCAGAGUUAUCUGCUACCUCCCUCUUCAACAAUCAUUUGAUUUUUAAAGAUUUCUUUUUCACAACCAACCCGACUACAAGGAUCUAUAAAUACCAAUGGGCCAACACUAGCAAGCACACAUUUUUAAAUUUACUUCAUUUUUAAAUUGACGUGGCUAUCUAAGGAAGGGACAGGACAGAAACUUGGGGAUAGCACUGAUUGGAGCAGGACCUCCAGCAGAAGCAGAUGAGACGUUUACAUCAUGCUGAUCUUUCAUCAAGAUCAAAUCAGGCUGCAUAGGAAGACCAAGUUCUUAGAUUCUGUGAAAUGCUUAAGUAACAAACAAACUCUAAGGUCACCAAAAUGGUCUUGCCUUUGAACACAUCUGACCUCAGAAAUGCAUCCGUGCAGCUCAACUCUGGGGAAUGGAAUAUACUACGCUGGGCUGCUCUGCUCAUCCUGAUUGUCAUUAUACCCACCAUUGGAGGAAAUAUUCUUGUCAUACUGGCCGUGUCUCUGGAGAAAAAGUUACAAUACGCGACUAACUACUUCCUCAUGUCUCUGGCGGUGGCAGAUUUGCUGGUUGGACUCUUUGUGAUGCCAAUAGCCCUGCUUACUCUAUUGUUUGAAAAGCCCUGGCCGCUUCCACAGGUCCUCUGCCCUGUCUGGCUGUUCCUCGACGUCCUCUUUUCUACGGCAUCCAUUAUGCACCUCUGCGCCAUCUCACUGGACCGCUACAUUGCCAUAAAAAAGCCGAUCCAGGCCAGCCAGUACAACUCACGGGCUACAACACUUAUCAAAAUAACAGUGGUGUGGCUGAUUUCAAUAGGCAUCGCUAUUCCAAUCCCAAUUCGUGGGAUUGAAGAAAAUAGUGAAAAGUUUCAAAACUUCACUUGUGUGCUAAAGCCCGAUCGUUUUGGAGACUUCAUCCUAUAUGGUUCAGUAGCUGCCUUCUUUGUUCCACUGGCCAUCAUGGUAGUCAGUUAUUUUCUCACAAUCCGGGUUCUGCACAAGAAAGCUUACUUGAUCAACAAACCGCCUCAACGCUUGACCUGGAGUACCGUAUCCACAGUGUUCCAGCGGGAUAUGACACCUGGAUCCUCACCAGAAAAAAUAGCCAUGUUAGAUGGCUCUAGGAAGGACAAACCUUUGUCAAAUGGGAACGAAGAACUGCUAAUACGCAGGAUGUCUACAAUCGGGAAAAAGUCAGUUCAAUCUAUCACCAAUGAACAACGGGCUUCCAAGGUCUUGGGGAUCGUAUUCUUUCUCUUUUUGCUGAUGUGGUGUCCAUUCUUCAUAACCAACAUCACGUCCGUCCUGUGCAAAUCCUGCAGCGAGGAAUUUAUUCAAAUGCUUAUGGAGAUAUUUGUCUGGAUCGGAUAUGUCUCCUCAGGUGUAAAUCCACUGGUCUACACCCUUUUCAAUAAGACAUUCAGGGAAGCCUUUGGCAGGUAUAUCACAUGCAAUUACCAGACUUCAGCUCCUGGAAGGGCCUCCCGGAAACCCUCCACGAGACUCUCAUUCAAAAAUUCUAUGACCGAGAACUCAAAGCUUUUUAUGAUGCACCACGGAAUACGGAAUGGGAUUAAUCCAGUCACGUACCAAAGCCAUCGGCUGUGUAACUCACCCAUUCAGUCUUCAUCAGCCAUUCUGCUGGACACGUUGCUACUCACAGAGAAUGAAGUUGAUAAAACAGAAGAACAAGUCAGCUACGUGUAGCCUGAUGAAAAAAGCACACCGUGCUCUAAGCCUGUUGGGAAACGCCGAAUCCCUAGCAACCUCUCAUGGAACCGCAGGCUUCCACAGAACUUAGGUUGAGAAAGACCUGGAUGGUUAAAUGCUUCACUCUCCCAUUUCUUAAAUGAUGGAUGAUUUUCUAAUAUGAAACAGAAGAAGGCUGUAGAUGUUUGAGAAAACUUUGGUGGCAGAAGGCCGGAAUGUCUGUUUCUCCAUUUCUCCAUUCCAUCCAUACUAUAAAGAGAAUAGCACCACGUAAGCUGAAAUCGCAACAGACACCCCACCCUAGGGAAUGGCUGCCAUUCUUUUCCUUUAAAAAAAAAUCUGAAAAAGACAGAAGGCAAAAUCUUCAUCCAAAAGCCCAACUUACAGAGACUUUGAGUAUGAAGGACUUCCCCCCUUCCCAGCACUUUUUAAAAAUUCCAACCACCAGAACUCUGAACUCACUGAAAUUACGUUUUUCCAACAAUGAUAAAUAUUUUAUCGACCAAGCCAGCUGAGCAGAACCGCACAACAUCAACGUCAACAGCCAAGGAAGAUUUGUGUGAUCCAGGAGGCGCAAGGGAAAAUGGAGCUGCUGAAAAAUAAACCCUGUGCUCCAAAACACCUCCCACAGUGCGCUCCCAUCUUCUGUUCUGACUCUCCUACUUGCCUGUGCAGUUUCUGAGAAUCUGGCCACGUCAAUACAAUCAGACAACAUUUUUUUGUUGCUGCCCAGAGUUGCAUUGGUGAGAUUGACAGCCAUAUAAAUCGACAAACAUUUCCCCCCUUUGCCCCAACCUCCACUGCAGGUUCUUAGGACCUGAGGGCAUCUCUUUCAAAGUUUCAAACUCAUUCCUCCACAACUAGAUGGAAUCUAUGAGACUAAUCCUUAUUUUCUCCACAGAGAUUACAAUAGGAUAAAUUUUACUGGUUUGGGAACGGAUCAUCAGGCCAAUUCCCACACUGCCUCAAUAAAAUAUUAUGCCAGUGUU